AGAAGGAAACUGGGAAGAUAGAGUCGUUUACGCGACAUUAAAGCACGCGUAAAUAUUUAUAUUAUAGAAUAACUGGCUCUUAAAAAUAUAUUUUGUCAUCACCGUUAUAUGUAAAUGCGCUACUCGUGUUCAGUCUCUCGCGCGCACUCGGACGGUCCUAACAUCACUGUCACUUUAAUAAGAAAACUCGAGAAAAAUGUGAAAAUUAUACACCAGCCAAGUACGUGCUAUUACUAGGCCAUCUCGCGAGGAAAUCCUGUCACCAUGUCUCGGACAUUCACCAUAGAGCCAGUGGAGCAGGGAGAUGUGGAGGAUAUCAUGAAACUUCUCAAAAAAACAUUUUACAUCGACGAGCCACUUAACUCAGCAGUAGGCCUCAUCGCCUCAGAAAACGAGACAUGUUCGGAGUUGGACGAGUAUUGCAGCCAUUCACUUAUGGAAGGUCUGUCCUUCAAGGCAGUGGACGCUGAGCACAACAUAGUGGGGGUUAUGAUCAGUGGUGUUUUACCUUUGAAAGAGGAAGACGACGGCAAUGAUCUACUAAGCCAAGCGCAGCGCUGCAAGAACCCCAAGUUCAAGAAGAUUCUGUACAUCUUGGCACAAAGAGAGACGGGAGCCAAGCUCUGGGAGAAGUUCCCUAGGGAGCAAAGGCUGGUCGAAGUCAAAGUGGCGGCCACUGACCCAGGGUGGAGGAGACUCGGUAUUAUGAACGAUUUGCUUAAUACGACUGAACAAGCCACAGCACAAAGGAACAUCAGACUCAUACGAAUGGACACGUCCAGUGCCUACUCUGCCAAGUCGGCUGAAAGGUUCGGUUUUACAUGUGUGUACAAGGCUUUAUACACAGACAUCAAGAUGGACGGACGGCCGAUAAUCGUGCCAGAACCUCCGCAUGACGAGGACAGGGUUUACGUUAAAAAGUUGUUUGACUGAUUGUGUUUUUACUGUAAAUACGCUUGGACGAUGGACUAAAUAGUCGUGAUGCAUUUCUAUGAAAUUAAAUAAAACAAGAAGAAAGUCAUUAUGCUCAAAUACGGCUAAGAUAUCGCUAUAAUACACCGCCUCUGUUGACCAAUAAUCACUCGAUAUAGAAAGUUAGGAACAGACAUGUACGCAGUGUUUAAUGGAUUUUAAGAAUACUUAAAGGAAAAAUUUAAGCUGCGAGUUUAAAUCUCGCCUGAGGCGGAGUAUUUUUCUUUUAUUUCAUUAUUGUUAAUGUUGUAAUUUCGUAUGCAGACGCUUCUGUUAUGUAUGAAACUUAAUCUCCUCGAAACUUCGCCAUAAAAUCAAUCGGAAUUCGAGACCGACGACCUAUGUGAAUAUUAGAGAAGUAUUUUAGUAUAAUAUUUGUACUUACCUAUG
Molecule: messenger RNA, 1362 nt
Organism: Cydia strobilella
Lineage: Eukaryota; Metazoa; Arthropoda; Insecta; Lepidoptera; Tortricidae
Exons: 5
Coding region: 265-933 (222 amino acids)
Molecular function (GO): N-acetyltransferase activity
Source: RefSeq, a predicted model, not a curated record